Molecule: messenger RNA, 2812 nt
Organism: Drosophila virilis
Lineage: Eukaryota; Metazoa; Arthropoda; Insecta; Diptera; Drosophilidae
Gene: mnd
Product: L-type amino acid transporter minidiscs
Biological process (GO): amino acid transmembrane transport
Cellular component (GO): membrane
Molecular function (GO): L-amino acid transmembrane transporter activity
Source: RefSeq, a predicted model, not a curated record
CGCGCUCGCCGACUGUUCGGUUUCGCAGAAGUGUAACAACUGCUCAAGCACCAUUUAACAAGGAUGUGGGCACAGUGGAAUAAAACUUAAAUGCAUAAUAAUCUACGUUCUCAGGUAACGGCUAAUCUAGGGCGCCAGGUAAAUCAACGCAAGUCUGUUCAAGAUUGUAUGGCAAGCCCAUAGAAGCACAAAUAAAGAGCAAAUGCGUAGUGCACUAAGAGAGCGCUAGCAAGAAAGAGAGAGAGGGAAACUCUAAGCACAGCUGUCGUCGAUUUCGCGUCUGGCAUAAAGCGGAGGGUACAUUAAUAUUUCAAACUUAGUUUGGACUCGGAGCGUGUAAGGUGUAGUCGAUCGGGCAGCCCGGUGCGCGAGUAGAGUGUUCUUUAAGUGGCAAACAGGAAAAGCAAACAAAACGGGAACACUUUUGAAAAGAAACACAGUAGUUGUCACUGAACAGAUGCUACUCCAAGCACAGCGAACUCUUCACCUCACAGCAUUUUAGGCGCGACUGACGGAACACGUGUGCCCUAUGAAUAAUUAGUGUGCAGCAAAUGAGUAAGCCAUAAGUGUAAACGCGUACACACAUGCAUACAUAUGUAAAGUACAUGCGAACAUGCACACACUCAAACGAACGUACAAUAAGCACAUGCAAAUAAUAAAAUAAAAGCAUGUGGCCGCAAAGUAAAACACAAAAUUGAACUUCUUAUACGAGAUCCACGCUGGCAGUGAGCGCGCCGCGCGCAGACUGAUAAAUAUAGGAGAAAAAAAAAUACGAAUAAAAGGAAACAUGAUACAUGAACCGUCAGAAAAAUAAACAUAUUUAACAAUUAAAGAACUCAACCAAAGGACCAAUUUAUAACCAAUUUAAAAAUAUCAACACAAACGAGCAACUCUCCAAAUAUCUCAUAUUGUCAAUUGACUCUUGAUUACGAAGCGCAAAGAGUAAAAAUGACACGAAUUCAAGCCAGCGAUACGCUGAUACCGCGCCAGGUAUUCGAGGUGCCAGCGCAGUCGGCGGCCGAUAAAAAAGCACGUGCGAGCAGCGACUCCUCCACAGACACAUCCAGUCAGGAGUCGGGCGUGAAACUGAAGAAACAAAUUGGACUGCUAGACGGUGUCGCUAUCAUUGUUGGCGUCAUUGUCGGCGCCGGCAUUUUCGUCAGUCCCAAAGGUGUGCUCAUGUUCUCCGGCUCGAUUGGACAGUCGUUAAUUGUCUGGGUGCUAUGCGGAGUUCUCAGCAUGGUUGGCGCUCUGUGCUACGCUGAAUUAGGAACCAUGAUACCCAAAUCUGGUGGAGAUUACGCCUAUAUUGGUACCGCAUUUGGACCGUUGCCCGCCUUUCUUUAUCUUUGGGUCGCACUGCUCAUCCUGGUGCCUACGGGUAACGCCAUCACGGCACUCACAUUUGCACAGUAUCUGCUGAAGCCGUUUUGGCCCUCGUGCGAGGCACCCAUUGGUGCAGUGCAGCUCCUGGCCGCUGCCAUGAUAUGUGUCCUGACCGUCAUCAACUGCUACAACGUCAAAUGGGUUACUCGUGUGACGGACAUAUUCACGGGCACCAAGGUGGUCGCCUUGAUGGUUAUUGUGGGUGCCGGCGUGUGGUACUUGGCGGACGGCAACACGGAGCAUUGGGAGCAGCCGUUUAGUGGCGGGCUCAAGGAGCCGGGAUUUAUAGCAUUGGCUUUCUACAGCGGCCUUUUCUCAUACUCCGGCUGGAAUUAUUUGAAUUUCGUGACCGAGGAGCUGAAAGAUCCGUACCGUAAUUUGCCGCGAGCCAUUUGCAUAUCCAUGCCGGUGGUCACGGUCAUUUAUAUGGUUACAAAUGUUGCAUACUUUUCGGUGCUCUCCACUGAUGAGAUUCUUUCAUCGGAUGCGGUGGCCGUUACCUUCGGCGACAAGAUGCUCGGCUUCUUGUCGUGGAUCAUGCCCUUUGCGGUGGCAUGUUCGACAUUUGGCUCACUGAACGGCGCCAUCUUCGCAUCCUCUCGCCUGUUCUUCGUCGGAGCACGCAACGGUCACCUGCCAGCAGCAAUUUCGCUGAUAAACAUCAAUUGCCUGACGCCGGUGCCAUCAUUAAUAUUUCUGUGUAUUAUUACCCUGAUGCUGCUGUUCAUUAAGGACACAUACGUGCUCAUCAACUAUGUCAGCUACGUGGAAGCGCUCUUCACUCUCGUCUCUGUGUCAGGUCUGCUAUGGCUACGCUACAAGCAGCCCAAGACGGAGCGACCCAUACGCGUCAAUCUCUCACUUCCGAUCAUCUAUCUGAUUGUUUGUCUGUUUUUGGUGAUCGCAUCGUGCUCACAGUCACCCACCGAGGUGGGUGUUGGCACUGUUAUCAUACUGUCCGGCAUUCCGAUCUACUAUCUGACAAUACACAAUCCGGUUCAAUGGCUGGCUGACACCUCACAGGCUAUAAACAUGUGGUGCUCCAAAUUCUUUAUCUGUAUGCCAAAUCAGGAUAAGUUCGACUAGGUUUGAAUAACUCAUGGCAAGCAGUGCCUUCUUGUAGGAAUCAAUUAUCAGUAGUUCGCAUGAUAAGCAUUUGGGUAAGAUUAUUUCUGCCCUUACUUUUAUAGCGCACAGCGGGCUUUUCCAAACACCAAUUUUGUUAGUGUAUAUAUUUACAAAAUUCUGAAAGUCUUUGAAUAAAGCAGGCUGCUGAAUCAAUAGCAUUAGUAUAUCUAUAUUAUAUGUAAUAUUAUGUAUAUUUAUAUAUCAGUUCCUCAGCAUCUAAGCACAAUAUCCAAUAGACAAACACAAAUCCAAUACAAAAAUGCAUUACAAUUUUCAGAUAUUAUUUUACAUAAAAUAA